CCUCCUCUCCUGUAUAGUGAUCGCACGCGCUCACAGACACUCAGAUGCGCGCGUGUCUCGCGGCGGUGAGGAUGCGCGCGCUCUGCGCGGUUUGUUUUCUGCUGCUCGCGCUCUGGGAGAGCGCGGACCGCCUGGGCUUCACAUCCGGGCAUUGCAGCGCGCAGCAGGUGCAGGUGCGCGCGCUCGACUCAUGGAAACUGGAGGCGCGCUGGAACACGAGCGGCGAGACUCAAACGCACGAGGUGCAGGUGGCACGCACGAGCCUCUUUGAAGUGCUGUUCCAGGGUAACGUGAGCUCAGGUGUGCUGGUCUGGAGGUCCUCGCUGCCGCUGGAGUGUACAUACCACUCAGUGCGCAUCAGACCCGUCUACAACUCCACCUUCAGCAGCACAUGGAGCGAGUGGGCUACUAACAAAGGUGAGCGGAACGUUUCUUCCGACAAAGCCCGACUGUUCCCCGAUGGGAAGCUUCUCCAAGAGCGAAGCCCCGCCUACUGCUGCUGUAUUCCACCAAUCAGAGCGCAGGUCACUCAGAUCCUAUUCAGGAAUAAACCGUACCCCCUGAUCACCAUCGACUCCAGCGUCCGGGCCAUCCUCGUGCCGGAGGUCACCGCCCCCAUGUCCAUGGUGAGCUUCAUCUGCAGGGACAGCACGGGGGCGGAGCAAAGCGUCCUGAACUACGUUACCUUUCCACCUGAGAGGCUGAAGAAUCUGAGCUGCUGGACGUCGGACCUGCAGAGCGUCAGGUGCUCGUGGACGGUCACACGGAGGCCAAACAUGAUUGGUCGACAGCGCCGGCAAUACGCCCUGCACAUCCAUGGUUCAGGUGAAGCUGAGGUCAGGUGUGAUGUGAACUUGUGUGUUUUCCCCGUCGUCCCGAACCGCAGUUUCUACAACAUCAGCGUCCGAGUGAACAACAGCCUCGGAGAGCAGAACCAGAGUUACGCUUUCAACAUCUCACACAGAGUAUUCCCGGUUCUGGAGGAUGUGUUGGUGCAGGCAGGUGUAACAGACGCUCUGGUAUCCUGGUUUUUGAAUGGGAAUUUCACCGGCCUGAAUUUUACCUGCCAAUUCACACUGGAUCCAGCAGGAACAACCACAGAGCUGGUGUUUGUUGUAAAUGAUCCUGAGCAGCGGGUGAGUGUGUGUUUGCAGCCGCUGCAGCCGAGCUGUCAGUACUCCACUAGUGGGCGCUGUGCUGUGCAGGGGAGCAGCUGGGGGCCGUGGAGCCCCGUCAGCAGGUUCAGCACAGAGCCGCUGGUAACGCUGGAUAUCUGGAUGAAGAUCAGACACCAGGCUAACGAGCGCAGCGUUACUGUCCUGUGGAAAAUCAGUGAAAGCGGGUUGGACUCGGUGGUGGAGGUGUUUGAGGUGUGUGUGGAGCAGGACGGGCCUCGCCGGAGAGUGUGUGUGAACGUGACGGAGCUGCAGGUGGAGUUAGCGGUGGGGUUGGGAGUGUGUAACGUGUCGGUGAGAGCGAUCACACUCAGAGGAUCUUCACUAUCAUCACUGAUCAGCGUUCCAGCCCUGCACUCAGAGCUCAUGCUGAAGGAGAAGAGGAUUGUGGGUAACUCUGAGGGCUUCCUGCUGUCCUGGUCCCCUUCGUCCUCGGUCACAUGUGGCUACACUGUGGAGUGGUGCCUGAUGGGUAAUGCGGUACCAUGUGAUCUGCAGUGGAGAAAGGUCUCGGCCAAUCAGACUUCAUUAUUCCUCGGCGCAGGUGGGUUCAGGAAGGGCCGCAGAUACACCUUUAAAAUCUACCGCUGUCAGACAGAGGGUCACCAAGUUCACGAGAAACACACCGGCUAUCUGGAGGAACAGAGGCCGGUGAGCGCCCCCGAGUUGUUGGAGUCUCUGAAUGCGCGCUGGUCAUCAGUAGCGCUGCAGUGGAGCUUUAAUGAGGACGACCCCGCCCACCCCGGGUUCAUCACUGGAUACAACCUCACCAUAUACACCCACACAAACCCAGCAGUUGAGUGUGUUUGGGUGGAGGAUCCUCACUGUAAGGUGGUGCGGGUGGAGGGUCUGCAAGAGGGGCAGGUUUACGGCGUCCGAUUGGCCGCCUGCACUCGGGCCGGCUGUGGGGCGGAGUCAGUCCACACCAUUAGAACCCUGCAGAACCAUUACCUCCUGCUGGUGAAAGUGGUGACCCCUCUCCUGAUUCUGAUUGGCUGUUGUGUUUGCCUGUGGCCCUGCAGGAAAACGCUGAAGGGAAUUGUGGAGGAUAUUUUCAGCUUCCCCUCUGAUCACAGUCUGAAGAUUCUGGAACUGAACGACAGUCUGUACGAGGUGAGUGAGAAGCUGCGUGUGCUGCAGGUGGAGGACUGCAGGUGGUGCAGUCUGGAGGUGGUGGAGGUGAGGAGCAGCGUGGAGGAGAAGGCGAGGCUGGUGUUUACAGGGGGCGACGCUGAGCCACCGGACCAGAGCGUCACCGCCGUCACCAACCUCACCUACCUGUCCGGCCUGCAGGUGGAGCUGCUGCCCCACUCACCUGAGACACCUCAACCCAGCGGCUACGUCAGAGUCGAGGACCCGGGGCUGAGCACCAGCGACUACGUCACCUCCGUUACCAUGGCAACGAUGUGAAUCAGCGUGGCGUCUGAUCAUCGGUGAAGUUCAGAGAAAAUUGAACAUCAGUGUUAGAUUAUUAUACUGUGAAAAUAACAGACUGGGAUUAAACUGUGAUCAUAAAUAAACUAGAUUACGAUUAGUUCUAGUAAUAAAAUACAGAUGACAGUG
This is a messenger RNA of Astyanax mexicanus (Mexican tetra), 2738 nucleotides long. It is a transcript of the gene osmr, whose product is annotated as oncostatin M receptor. Gene Ontology annotation, molecular function: protein binding. The transcript has 16 exons. The coding region runs from base 45 to 2585 and encodes 846 amino acids. The record is from RefSeq and is a predicted model, not a curated record. NCBI's taxonomy places the organism in Eukaryota, Metazoa, Chordata, Actinopteri, Characiformes, Acestrorhamphidae.